AUGGUACCAGAUCAGUGGCAUUACACGCGUUUAGUCGUAACUCAAAUAAACGCUACGAUGUCGGGAGGAUUAGAUAUUUUGACUCUUAACGAGGAAGAUGUUACCAAAAUGCUUGCGGCAACAACCCAUCUUGGGUCCGAGAAUGUAAAUUUUCAGAUGGAGACUUAUGUCUACAAGCGCCGUGCUGAUGGCACCCACGUGAUUAAUCUUCGCCGUACAUGGGAGAAGCUUGUGUUAGCCGCUCGGGCUGUGGUCGCCAUUGAGAACCCAGCUGAUGUGUUCGUAAUUUCAUCUCGACCAUUUGGACAACGUGCUGUACUUAAAUUCGCAGCGCAUACUGGUGCCACACCUAUUGCUGGUCGUUUUACACCUGGUGCUUUCACUAACCAAAUCCAAGCUGCAUUCCGGGAACCCCGUUUGCUGAUUGUUUUGGAUCCCGCUCAAGACCACCAGCCCAUUACUGAAGCUUCCUAUGUCAACAUUCCAGUUAUUGCUUUCUGCAACACUGACUCACCACUCCGUUUUGUGGACAUUGCUAUCCCAUGCAACACAAAGUCAUCUCACUCAAUUGGUUUGAUGUGGUGGCUGCUUGCUCGUGAAGUUUUGAGGCUUCGUGGAGUACUUGCACGUGACCAACGCUGGGAUGUAGUUGUCGACUUGUUCUUCUACCGUGAUCCAGAAGAGAGUGAAAAAGAGGAACAACAAGCCAAGGAGCAGGCUGUUGUGGCUGCAAAGCCCGACGUACCAGCUCCCGUGCAUGAGGACUGGAAUGAGAGUGUGGAGCCUGUGGCCUCGUGGGCUGAAGAGGCGGCUCCCCCCGCCGCACCCGCCUUUGGAGCACCACCUGCACAGGAGGACUGGGUAGCUCAGGUACAAGACGAGUGGGGAACAGCCGCUCCCGCCCCGGCUGCUGCUGCAGCCCCCGCCACCGCGGCGCCCAUUUGGGGAGGUUCUGCCCAAGACUGGAGUGCUGCGUAA
Parnassius apollo (apollo) is the source of this 978-nucleotide messenger RNA. The record is from the annotation of a GenBank genome assembly. Lineage: Eukaryota; Metazoa; Arthropoda; Insecta; Lepidoptera; Papilionidae.